Messenger RNA from Physcomitrium patens, 1473 nucleotides. NCBI's taxonomy places the organism in Eukaryota, Viridiplantae, Streptophyta, Bryopsida, Funariales, Funariaceae. The record is from RefSeq and is a predicted model, not a curated record.
GAUUAAUGUUGGGGUUCAAUGUGUCAUCAUCAUCCGCUGUACGAGGAGGCUCCUGCGCGAUAAGUUUCAGCACCAGCUCCUACAUUCCUCUUUGACCCAACCUCUUCCCACAACAUGAGAUGUUUUGGUACUUCAACUGGAACUACUCGAUUCAAUGACGCUGUGCCACAGCAACAGCAGAAGAUUACGAGAGGACCCGCCAGAGGGGGUCCUGUUUGGCAUGGGCAACCCUCUCCUCGAUGUAUCUGCUGUUGUUGACAAAGCAUUCCUUGCUAAAUAUGGAGUGAAGUUGAAUAAUGCAGUUUUAGCUGAAGAAAAACACAUGAACAUGUACAAAGAAUUGGCCCAAAAAUCAAGUACAAGUUUUGUGCCUGGAGGUGCAACUCAAAAUUCAAUCAGGAUUGCACAAUGGCUGUUGCAAAAAUCAAAAGCAACAACUUUUGUGGGUGGGAUUGGGAAAGAUGAAUUUGGAGACAAGAUGGAAAGACUUAUUACUUUAGAAGGAGUUAAUGUAGCCUAUCAUGAGGAUCCUAGUGCUGCAACUGGUUCUUGUGCUGUUCUUGUUGUAGGUGAUGAAAGAUCAUUAGUAGCAUAUUUGGCAGCUGCAGGAAUGUACAAAAUUGAGCAUAUGAGAAAAUCAGAAACUUGGGCAUUAGUUGAAAAGGCACAAUAUUUCUACAGUGCUGGAUUUUUUCUUACUGUAUCUCCUGAAUCUUUGAUGCUUGUUGCCAAGCAUGCUGCAGCAACAGGAAAAACCUUUAUGAUGAACUUGUCUGCCUCAUUUGUUUGUGAGCGUUUUAAAGAUCCUCUCAUGGCAGCCUUCCCAUAUGUAGACUACAUGUUUGGGAAUGAGGCAGAGGCCAAGGCAUUUGGAAGGGUGCAAGGGUGGAGUACAACAGAUCUGGGAAGGAUAGCUUUGAAGAUGGCUGCCUUGCCCAAAAUUUGCGGCACCCACAAAAGGAUUGUAGUCAUCACUCAAGGUGUUGAUCCUGUGGUUGUUGCUGAUAAUGGCAAGCUGUUGAUGUUCCCUGUACUGUCAUUGCCCAAGGAGAAGCUGGUGGACACAAAUGCUGCAGGGGAUGCAUUUGUGGGAGGAUUCAUGGCCCAGCUAGUGUUUGGAAAAAACUUGGCAGAAUGCAUCCGAGCUGGAAACUAUGCAGCCAACACUGUCAUCCAACACCUUGGUUGCACUUUCCCAAAAAAACCCAACUUCUCCUAUUAACUUCUUCCCACCAUUUUUAGUAGAUAGAAAACAACAAACACCCCCCCCCCCAUUAUUUAUUGUAAAGUAAGUUAUAAAAUCAGAUGGUGAACAAAAAGCCUAAAACCAACAAGGAAUUCUUGCACUAUCCAGAACUAGAAAUCAUAAUUAUCCAAUAAUUUCACACUAGUAUUCAUACAGCAAGACAUAAUUCUACUACCAAUACAAUUCUUUCUAUUUAUCUAAGAUUUUCUACACUAAUUAAUCCUAAA